AUGGCGGACAGGGGUGUCAAUUUGCUUCCCAAAUCAUCCACGGCUCAAGCUCCAACCAUAGCGAACGGUGGUGUUGAUCUGUUUCUCAAAUCAUCCACAGGCCAAGCUCCAACGAUGGUGAACGGUGGUGUCAAUUUGCUUCCCAGAUUAUCCACAAUCCAAGCUCUAGGCAUGGCGGAAGGAGAAGUGCAGCUCCACUGUUUGGGAUUUUUGUUAAAUUCCAUCAAAGGUGCUGCAGCAUACAUUGGAGAUGCAGUUUCUCUUUUCUUAAAUCUUGUUAACAAUCUGCGACUACCAAGUGAUGAAAUUCGUGGAGAGAUACUGUUCGUGCUGUACAAACUCUCCUUGUUAAACGCUACCCCGUGGGACAAUAUAUGUGAUAAUGACAAUGUGGAUCUUUCAGCAGUCGGAAAAAGUUUGCUUCAACUCUCUCUUGAAGUUCUACUUAAAACUCAAAAUGAUGCUGUUCGCCUGAACUGUAUUGCAUUCCUCCUUGCGCUGGCAAAGAAGGAGGCCUUUGAUAUUUUGCUGAUUGGCGACCUGAGCUUAAUCAAGUCUGUAGAGGAAGAAGAGUCCACGCAGACAGAUGAUGUGCCCCCGAAUGCCUCUAUCAUAGUUCUAUUUGCUGAUGCUGUCAAAGGAUCUCUGCUCUCUACGAAUCUAGAAGUGCAAACUGGGACAUUGGAUUUAAUCUUCCAUUUCCUGUCAUCUGAUGCAAAUAUUUGUGCUGUACUUCAAACUUUGAUAGAUGAAAAUGUUGCUGAUUAUGUAUUCGAGGUUCUGAGGUUAUCAGGAAAUAAUGAUCCACUGGUAAUUUCCUCUAUUCAAGUACUAUCACUUUUAGCGACUUCAGAGGAGAUGUUCAAAGAAAAGCUUGCCAUUGGAUUUUCUACUCUGCUCCCUGUUCUUCAUUAUGUUACUGAGAUUCCAUUUCAUCCAGUCCAGUCUCAGGUUUUACGACUUGUUUGGACUUGUAUUGCUAAUUGUUCUGGUAUUCUGUCGUUGUCCCAAGAAGAACAGAUAGCAUGUACUUUGACUCUAAUUUUGAGAAGAAAUGACAGUGGUGAACUUGGAAUGUGUUCUGAAACCUUUGCUCUUGUUUGCUCAAUAUUAAUAGAGAUUAUGAGGUCACCAUCUGCUCAUGAUAUUCAGAAACUACCUUUAUUAAUUGAAGAAGCAUCAAAACAUGCUAUCUCUUCGACAUUACCUCAUGCGUAUGACUCUGCAUUUCUCGUACCACAUUCCCUUUGUCUUCUUAAAGAAGCACUUAUAUUCUGCCUUGAAGGGAAUACAGAUAAGAUUUCUGUCAAGAAGGAUCUUGAAGAUAGCGUCAUUGAAAUUUGUGGAACUUAUUUACUGCAUUGGCUAGAAAGUGCUGUUGUUGAUGGUAAUGAUGACGAAACAUUGGGAGAAAUCCUUCAGAUUUUCCACAUUAUUCUAUCAAGCACAUGUCACAAUAAGCAACUCAAGUUUGCUGAGAUGCUGGCAUCAUCCUCAUGGUUUAGCUUGUCAUUUGGAUUCAUGGGCUUAUUUCCUACCGAUCAUGUCAAAUCAGUAGUAUAUUUGAUCACUAGUUCAAUUGUCGACAAAAUUUUGGGCUGUAAAUAUGGGGAAACAAUUAGAGAUGCAUACGUCUAUCUGCCAUCAGACCCUACAGAACUUGCGUAUUUACUUGGGCAAUGUAGCUCCGAAGAUUUCAACUUGGCAUCAUGUCAAUGUGCUAUUCUAGUUAUACUUUAUGCCUGUUCAUUCUACAAUGAAAGGCUGGUUGCUGACAGCCAACUUCUGUCUUCAGUUGAGCAAUACAUCCUUCUAAAUGGUGCGAAGUUUCCCUAUGAAAUUGCUGGUUCUGUGAUGCUUACUCUGCUGGUCCAUCUUUAUGCCUUCGUCAGAGGCAUUUCAUUUGGCUGCACCAUUCAACAUAGUCCAGAAGCUGAGAGAACUCUGUUCCAUGUAAUGGCAUGUAAGGAGUGGGACUUGCUUUUUAUCCGAGUCCACCCAAUAGCACUAAAAUGGCUCUUCCAGAAGGUAGAACUUCUAGAACCACUAUCUUUCCAGAUGCUAAAUUUCUGCAGAACUUUCUGUGAAGACAGAACUGUUGUGCUUUUAAACAGCAGUCAGUUGGUGGACAUAAAGAUGGUUGCAGAACUGAUGCAGUUGGUAGUAUAUAUUGCUCCCCAUAUUCUUCAAGGUGCGUUGACAGUCUACUGGGAAGAUGAAUGGCUUGCUCUUACCAUGAAGUUAUUGGAGUAUUUCAAUUCGAGUCUUGAUUAUACAUCAAGUGACCAAGAACAGAAGAUAUUAAUUGGGAUAUUUUGCCUUAUUUUGCAUCAUUCAGCAAGCAAGGUGCUCAUUGAGCCUGCGAAGGCCAUAAUCUUGAACAAACCACUGGUUUCUUUGACAGAUGGUAUAAUACAGGAAGCUUGUGCAAAGGGCCCAUCUUUACUUCAAUACAAUCAGGAAACAGACUUUGGGGGAUUCAUGAUUUUGAUUCUUCAAUUAAUGUUUUUCUCUCUAAGAAGUUUGCAUGCCAUCCUAGAUCCAAGUAUUGACUGGCAGGAAUUCCUCCAGCAUUCAGAUAACACCCAGUUUUUCUCUGUUGUUGGCAUCCCGUGCCAUGAUUUGUGCCGUCUGAUGCACUUCGGUCCAUAUCCUGUUAAGCUUAUUGCUUCACAAUGCCUGUUGGAAUUGCUUACCAGAAUUUCAGAUCAGAGGAGCUAUCUUAAUGCUGAAUUAAGAUGCUCUGCGCAAUACAUGAAGUCCAUUAUUGCUGUGAUAGAGGGUUUAGUCUUGAGUCAAGACAGUAGAGUUGCUGAAAAUUGCGGGUCCUGUCUCUCAAUGAUUUUAGGUUGGGAGAAAUUCGGAAGCCAGGAGAAUAUGGUGGGCAGAGAAUCAAAAUGGUCCAGGCUAAUAAUGGAGGAAUUUGCAGUUGCCUUGACUGCUCCUGGUUUGACGUCAAAAUCAUUCAGUAAUCAGCAGAAGAUUGCAUCAAAUAUAGCUGUUUCAUUGCUCAAACUAAGCCAAGUUCCAGAAUGGCUGACAUCAUUGUUUGAUAGUUCUUUGAUAUCUGGUGUAGUUGGUAAUCUUUCUGCUAGGAAUGUCACUGCAGAUAUUGUUAAGCUAUUCAGUGAGCUUAUGACUAAGAAAUAUCUCACUCAAGAGCACAUUGUCUCCCUGCAUAACUUAUUCCAGGAUGAUCUCUUUUGCACUGUUCACUUUGAGUUCUGCGCAACUGUGUACUACUCCGUCCGUCCCAUAAUACCUUUAUGCGUAGAUGCACACGUAAACAAUUAUUCAUAUCCCAAUGCAGUGUGCCCGGUCUGCAGAAGACAGGUCUAUGAGGGGAGUUGUUCUAAGUCGGAGUUGUCGGAGCAAAAGGCAGAAGAAACGGUGGCAAGGAGCCCCGACGAAAGUGAAGUGAAAAAUCAUCGUAACAAGAAAAUCAAGUUUCUACGAUCUGAUCGUGGAGGUGAAUAUUUGAGUUAUGAGUUUGUACUUCAUUUGAAACAAUGCGGAAUAGUUUCGCAACUCACUCCACCUGGAACACCACAACGUAAUGGUGUGCCUGAACGUCGUAACUGCACUUUAUUAGAUAUGGUGCGAUCUAUGAUGUCUCUCACUGAUUUACCGCUAUCGUUUUGGGGUUAUGCUUUAGAGACGGCUGCAUUCAUGUUAAAUAGGGCACCAUCUAAAUCCGUUGAAACGACACCUUAUGAACUGUGGUUUGGCAAGAAACACAAGUUGUCGUUUCUUAAAGUUUGGGGCUGCGAUGCUUAUGUGAAAAAGCUUCAACCUGAUAAGCUCGAACCCACAUCGGAGAAAUGUGUCUUCAUAGGAUACCCAAAGGAGACUGUUGGGUACACCUUCUAUCACAGAUCCGAAGGCAAUAUAUUCGUUGCUAAGAAUGGAUCCUUUCUAGAGAAGGAGUUUCUCUCGAAAGAAGUGAGUGGGAGGAAAGUAGAACUUGACGAGGUAAUUGUACCUUCUCCCUUAUUGGAAAGUAGUUCAUCACUGAAAUCAGUUCCAGUGAUUCCUGCACCAGUAAGUGAGGAAGCUAAUGAUGAUGAUCAUGAAACUUGUGAUCAAGUUAUCGCCGAACCUGUCAUGUUACUUGACCAUGACGAACCUACGAACUAUGAGGAAGCGAUGAUGAGCCCAUAUUCCGCAAAAUGGCUUGAGGACAUGAAAUAUGAGAUGGGAUCCAUGUAUGAGAACAAAGUGUGUACUUUGGUUGACUUGCCCGAUGAUCAUCAGGCCAUAGAGAAUAAAUGGAUCUUCAAGAAGAAGAUUGACGCUGACGGUAAUGCUAUUGUCUACAAAGCUCGACUUGUUGCAAAAGGUUUUCGACAAGUUCAAGGAGUUGACUACGAUGAGACUUUCUCACCCGUAACGAUGCUUAAGUCCGUCCGAAUCAUGUUAGCAAUUGCCGCAUUUUAUGAUUAUGAAAUUUGGCAAAUGGAUGUCAAAACUGCAUUCCUUAAUGGACAUCUUAAAGAAGAGUUGUAUAUGAUGCAACCAAAAGGUUUUGCUGAUCCAAAAUGUGCUAACAAAGUGUGCAAGCUCGAGCGAUCCAUUUAUGGACUGGUGCAAGCCUCUCGGAGUUGGAAUAUACGCUUUGAUAGUGUGAUCAAAGCAUAUGGUUUUAUACAGACUUUUGGAGAAGCCUGUAUUUACAAGAAAGUGAGUGGGAGCUCCGUAGCAUUUCUGAUAUUAUAUGUAGAUGAAAUAUUGCUGACCGGAAAUGAUACUGAAUUUCUGAAUAGCAUAAAAAGAUACUUGAAUAAAAAAAUUUCAAUGAAAGACCUCGGUGAAGCUACUUAUAUAUCGGGCAUCAAGAUCUAUAGAGGUAGAUCAAGAUGCUUAAUUGGACUUCCACAAAGCACAUACCUUGAUAAAGUUUUGAAGAAGUUCAAAAUGGAUCAAGCGAAGAAAGGGUUCUUGCCUGUAUUACAAGCAGGGAGGUACCAAAGUAAUCCAGGAGUGGAUCACUGGACAGCGGUCAAGAAUAUCCUGAAAUACCUGAAAAGGACUAAGGAUAUGUUUCUUGUAUAUGGAGGUGACAAAGAGCUCGUCGUAAACGGUUACGUCGAUGCAAGCUUUGACGCUGGUCCGGAUGACUCUAAGUUACAAACCGGAUACGUGUUUUUAUUAAAUGGCGGAGCUGUCAGUUGGUAUAGUUCCAAGCAGAGCGUUGUGGCGGGAUCUACGUGUGAAGUGGAAUACAUAGCUGCUUCGGAAGCAACAAAUGAAGGAGUCUGGAUGAAGGAGUUCAUAUCCGAUCUAGGUGUCAUACCUAGUGCAUCGGGUCCAAUGAAAAUCUUUUGUGACAAUACUGGUGCAAUUGCCUUGGCAAAGGAAUCCAGAUUUCACAAGAGAACCAAGCACAUUAAGAAACACUUCAAUUCCAUCCACGGUCAAGUCUAG
Triticum turgidum subsp. durum (durum wheat) is the source of this 5424-nucleotide messenger RNA. NCBI's taxonomy places the organism in Eukaryota, Viridiplantae, Streptophyta, Magnoliopsida, Poales, Poaceae. The record is from the annotation of a GenBank genome assembly.